Messenger RNA from Rotaria sp. Silwood1, 1803 nucleotides. Lineage: Eukaryota; Metazoa; Rotifera; Eurotatoria; Philodinida; Philodinidae. The record is from the annotation of a GenBank genome assembly.
UCGUUAAACAAAAAUGUAAAUUCUUAUCGUUGGUAGCUUGAAUAAAUUUUGCACGGAACAUUGAACGAAUACUUUCCAAACUUUGCUCAAUUAGAGAACAAAUAGAUAAGGCUGAUAUAUUUUAUAGAUUAGUAUGUAAAAUGAAUGUUAAAAAUCGAAGCUCAUUUUAAUAAAAAAGGGUGUGGGUGGUUGUGCGUGUGAAUGAAAAUAAGAACUACACUCACACCCACACCCUCAUAUUGGAUACAAAAUUAAACUCUGAAAAAAAAUGAUGUAUGCAUUCGCUUGAACAUCUGAAACAGUAAGGUUACUUUGAAUCAGUCGACAACAAUGACUCAGUUUUGACUGAAUACACAUAAAAAGAUGUGGAAUUUUAUAUAGAAUAUUAAUGUAGCAUAUUUUAAAUUUCAGCAGAUCCGUUUCUAAAAGCUCUCUUUAAUUUUUUCACUUUCGCACUCAACUUUGCUGUGACGUGAAAAAUCUAUUCGAAAAACACAGUCGACAUUUUUGUAGAGAAUUAAGUUCUCUAUUAAUUGACAUAAAAGACAAAGUUUUAAAAUAAAUUGUUAAAUGCUUGAAAGAUAGGAAAUAAAAAUGAGUCAUUUAUAAUGCAGUAUCUGUUAUCUUCCAUUUUCAGAGAAAAAUUUUAUAAUUUUUCAAAAGAAUCUUGAAUUGAAUUUUCUACUGAAGUAGGUUUGUCAUUUUAGCGGCAGAUCCUGCACGUCUAGUAAGAAGAAAUCGAAUUCUUUUGACAAACAGUAAUAUAAUAAUAGUAAAACUGCAUUUGAAGCAUACAACAUAUCUAAUAAUUAUCUUUGUUUUCUUUUAGCCUUUUCAAUAAUGAAAUAUAUCAAUAAAAUUUAGUUUAAAUUAAAAACAACUUUAUGAAUUAUUUAGUUUUUUUCAUUGAGCUUACAUAAUUAGUUAAAUUUGUACACAAAACUUUCUAUGUAGAGAAUAAAACAAACGAUUAAUCGAUCAAAUUAAUAUUUAUAACUGACAGUCAAACUAUAUUUUCGGGAUAUGUCAUAAUAAUGAGAAGGAAUAGAUAAUUGAGAAAAAAAAGACGUUUCUUUUCAUAGGUGUUGAGUCGAUUCUUCAAGUCAAUGUUGUUGUCGAUUAGUAGAUAAUAAUGAGUUAAAACUUGUUAGUGUUGGACAUAUGGUGUGGGUGUGGAUGUUAAUCUUCCCUUCAUUCAUAACCACACCCAACCCACCCCACUCCAUAUUUCAAUUAGAACAAAUCGAACAACAUCGAUUUCAACGAGAUGUAAUAUCAAUCAUUUUUUAUUAAAAAAUAAAUCAAAAAUUUGAAAUACUUUAGUCUAAUGGAAUAAUAAAAUCAAUUGUUGAUAAAACGUUUAUAGCUGAUCCGAAUGUUGAACGAUGAUUAGCAUUUGAAGCUGAACAAGAUCCAAUGAAUUUCGAUCAAGAGCAAACAUGGCCAACUAGAUAAGAUAUUCAACAAUCUGAACAUCAAUUAAAAAAAUGUGUACUUAAAGGAACUUCUCAAUAUCAAACUGCAUGGAUUAUUUCUGAUGAUGAAGAUAAUCAGUCUCUCAAUCAACAAAAUGUUUAGUUUUUUUUAGAAAUUAAAUCUUUUUCAAUAUUUUAGGAUUUUGAUGAAGAUCAUCAAGAAAUGAUGACUGAUUAUGCUGAUGAUCUACAAUCAAUUAAACUUGAUCAACAAGAACAUGAAGAAGAAAUCGAUGAACUUUUUAUGAAUCGAAAUAAUUAUGCUGAAAAAACAGAUUUAGAAGAUAAACAAACGUUUAUUUUAAUUCAAAUAUUUAAUUUAAUUUAA